Messenger RNA from Gastrolobium bilobum, 1965 nucleotides. Its product is annotated as protein WHAT'S THIS FACTOR 9, mitochondrial. The transcript is spliced from 2 exons. NCBI's taxonomy places the organism in Eukaryota, Viridiplantae, Streptophyta, Magnoliopsida, Fabales, Fabaceae. Gene Ontology annotation, molecular function: RNA binding. Bases 314 to 1513 code for a protein of 399 amino acids. The record is from RefSeq and is a predicted model, not a curated record.
AGCAAGAAGCCAGACACGAUACAAAACCCUCGUGUCUGGGAAGUGGGAAGUGCAACCAACAGCGUACCACCUGGGCUGUGUUAUUCUCCCCUUUGUCUCCGUAACCAUCAUUUUUUAAAACCCAAAUCAGCGAAUCAACCUUCCUUUUUCUAAUUUUAUGUUCACAACAACAACAGUCUCUGUGUCACCAAUGAUUCACAAUUCUGGUCACACAGUUUAAGUUGCAUUUCUCAAAGCAAAGUGUGGAUUCUGGUAACUACAAGUACAAAGGGCUUCAUUUGUGUGCUAGUUAUGCUUGUUAUAUUAAUUUUUUAUGAUGUUUCGUUGGUUAUUUGGCACUGCAAGAAAUUGUGGUUUCAUUCAUGGUUGUCAAAAAGGAUACAUUUACCAGCAGAAGUUUAGUCUGGUGAACAUAAAGUUGAAAUGGGCGAAAGAUAGAACAUUGGAUGCUGUUGUUGCUGGUCAGAGGGAUCUUAAGGCAGCUGGGUUCCUUGUUUCGAUUAUUUACUCUUCUUCUGAAUGCUGCCUUCCCAUAUACCAUCUUUCUCACCAUCGUGGACAACUUGGUCUUCCCCAUGACCUUAAGCUCUCAGCCUUUAUCAGAAGAUAUCCUAAUAUUUUUGUUGAGUCCUAUUUUUUUGAUAGUGGAGGCUCUCCUGUUCCGUGUUACAGCUUGAGUCCUGAAGCCUUGAAGCUCCACCAUGAGCAAGUCAACAUCCUUCAGCAAAAUCAGUUGGAACUCAGGGACAGGUUAUGCAAAUUGCUUAUGCUCACAAGAGAUAGGAUCCUUCCUCUGCAAACCAUUGACCAAUUAAAAUGGGACUUGGGUUUACCAUAUGAUUACCAGCAUUCUUUUGUUCUGGAUUACCCUGAAAUGUUCUCUUUUGUUCGCCUCCCUGAUGAUCGUGUUGGCUUGAAAUUGUUAUUUUGGGAUGACAAGCUUGCCAUAUCAGAGUUACAGAAGAAUAGUUCUCUACAACAAAAGGAAGAAGAUAUAAACAAUGAAACCUUAGCAUUUCCAAUUAGUUUCACCCGAGGUUUUGGUUUGAAAAGAAAAUGCAUGGAGUGGUUGAAAGAGUGGCAGAAACUCCCCUAUACUUCGCCUUACAUCAAUGCCUCUCAUUUGGAUUCCCGUACUGAUGUAUCUGAGAAGAGGAUAGUUGGAGUCUUUCAUGAGCUUCUUCACCUUACACUUCACAAGCAAACUGAGCGUAAGAAUGUCAGCAACUUGCGUAGCCCCUUCGCCCUACCUCAGAAGUUCACUAAAGUAUUUGAGCGCCAUCCUGGUAUUUUUUACAUUUCCAAGAAGAGUGACACUCAAACAGUUGUUCUUAGGGAGGCCUACAAUGGCCAGGAACUCCUGCAGAAUCAUCCCCUUGUAAAAAUUAGAGAGGAAUUUGCAAGCCUACUGAAGAAAGGACUACUUGAUAGGAGUAGGGGUGUACACCAAAAAAGCACAGAUGCUAAUUUGGUGGGGGGUGAGAAAGGAAGUUUGCAUCACUCAAAAAUCUAACCAGCUUAAUUCUAAGGAUAAAUCAGAUCCCAUAUUUUCUGAAUAUGAUUCAGAUGGCCCUCUACAUAACCCUUGCUGAUAUAUGUUAAUGUGGUUUUGCUCUUUGCCAUUAUGUUAAUGUGAUUUGGCUUGGUGAGAUUCUUGAAAUCUGCCCUUGAUGGGAUGCUUGUAUUUUACCGUUCACCAACCUUGUCACCUGUGAAGAACUGUUAAUAACCAAACAUAUCAGCAGUGCCAGCUCAAUAUCGUCAGAAGAUUAGUGACAUGGGAAAGAUAGACACGGGUACAGCCACAAUUGAAUUUCACUUCAAGAAAAUUUUGUUCCAAAAUCUCUUAAAAUCUUUAUGAGAAUGAAAAAUCUGUUUUAAAAAUUAUGAGCAUCCUUUUGCAAACUGAGAUACUUUUUCAGGGAUUUGAGAGAGGUAAUUUUGACUUCUUCUUUUUUUUCUCUU